AUGGAGGACCCUCUCGUCCAAGCGUUGCCUCCGGCUACUGAUUACUUGACCUAUCUUACAUUGCUGGAGUAUCAGUUGACACCAGAGCGUCUGCCGCUCUUGCACACUCUUCUGCAAGAUGAAAAGCUCACAACGAACAUCGGCUGGGACCUGGUCCAGCUCCUCCUGCCGAUGCUACCAGCAUCCACGGACUGCCUAGAGGAUGUGGCUAGACUUGGGAAUCCGCGAGAAGUGAUCUUGCGCGUUUCUGAGUCUCUGAUGCAGCUUCAGCCCGAGGACGAGGACGAGGACGAUGAUGAGGUUGGCAAGGGACUCCCUCUGCAUAUCCUCCAGUUCAAUUGCCUUCUCGGCAUGCUUGCGGUGCUUCAUACACGGAUCCAAACCAAAGCUCCGAGUCGGUUCCUGGCGACUUCCCUUCAAGCAGCUUUGGAAGCAUAUACCACGAUGGCGACAAACGAGACUACCCUGGCCUUCCUUGAGUUCUUCCGCGCAGUCUCCCCUUCCAAGAGACCUGCGCCGCCUCCUCGAGCUGCGAGUGAGUCUAGUGUCCUGCGGGUUGCCGCUGCCUCAGCUCCAGAUCCCGAGGCAGAGGUAGCCUCGCCGUCCCCUUCGGCCGAUAACGAGACACUCCUUGUCCGAAAGUUCACCCAGUUCGGCCUGCUUGAACUGCUCAAGUCAUAUCUCUUGAGCUUCUCCAGUCCCAUGGACCCGGGGAUGUCGUGGACCAUUCGGAUGCAGGAACGCUUACAUCCGAACCUGCGGCUACCCACCCAAUCGCAGACCGAGGCAUAUGGAUCAACCAAAGCCCUCAAAGAGCGCGAUAUGAUCAUGGGAAAGAUUCUGGCUUUGUCACGAGAUGUAGGAAUCGAUAACGAGCAGCUUCUGUCAAUCAUCUCCGAUUCCCCAACAAAUCAAUCCGCUCAGGUUGAUUUUGACGAGCCACCCAUACACCCGGAUCAGAUUCCGCUAGAACGUCACGGUUCACUUCUACUACUAGCAGCUCGAGCGGCAGGAACGACCCUUUUCGAGUCUGGACACCCUCUCCCCCAAAUAUCGGUUUUCCCUCACCUGGCCCAGAUAUUUAGCAAUUUUGUUGGCGGCCACACCAAUCUCGACGAAAUAGCGUUUGGCCAACCCCAUGCCCUUCUUGACUCCCUACUGGCUUUGACAGUCUAUGCUCUGCAACAACCCAUCGAAACCCCACCAAGCGAAAUUGAGUUCAAGGAUUUCGUUGUCACUCUGACGGCAUGCACAGCACGCCAAAGCCACGGGAUUGUUCGCCAGAUUCCAGCUGCCAUUGUUCAAAGUCACCCAUCUUCCGAGAAACGGUUCAAGCUUAUACACAAGAUUUUGGAAGACGACAAUCUUUCCUCAGCCCGGGAUAGCGCCAUCGCCUGGUUAAGGGAUGAACUUAUUCGCAAUCCCAUCCAGUCUUCUGACACUGUUUUCCAAGACCCGCUCUACUUUUGGGCUUUAUUCCCGUCUCUUUUCAAGCCGGUCACAGCUGCCAGCUCAUCUUCAGAUCUUGUAGCCACAUGGUCCCGUCUUACCCAGACUCAAGGCGCACCAAUUCACUCGGCAUUGAGUCUUUACUUUUUGUUGCUUUCUUCGCCAUCCCUACGAGAGCAGCUUCAACUCGAGAAGACUGCCAAGUUCUUCCGAAGCAAUGUACUGGACCCUCUCCGACAGUUGUUCCGUAGCUUCGAGGCCGAUCUCACAGCUAAAGGAGGUGAGGGUGUCAUUGAAGCUGCAGUUGGCGAAGAAAUGUGUCAGAUUGGAAAUGCACGCUCUGUUGGGAUCAUUGGUCUUACUCUGGAUCAAAUCGAGGAGACAGCUAGCGAUGCUUUUGGCCAUGACGAGGGGGAUCUGACUGAAUAUUCUACGGCUGAAGAGGCUAAGGUGUCAGAGAUUCGGAAGGAGAUUGCUAUUUGGAACUAG
Penicillium paradoxum is the source of this 1938-nucleotide messenger RNA. RefSeq lists its product as uncharacterized. Gene Ontology annotation, cellular component: cytoplasm. Lineage: Eukaryota; Fungi; Ascomycota; Eurotiomycetes; Eurotiales; Aspergillaceae. The coding region runs from base 1 to 1938 and encodes 645 amino acids. The record is from RefSeq and is a predicted model, not a curated record. Gene Ontology annotation, biological process: cellular response to oxidative stress. The transcript has 2 exons.